Messenger RNA from Lineus longissimus, 3147 nucleotides. RefSeq lists its product as uncharacterized. NCBI's taxonomy places the organism in Eukaryota, Metazoa, Nemertea, Pilidiophora, Heteronemertea, Lineidae. Gene Ontology annotation, biological process: G protein-coupled receptor signaling pathway. Bases 771 to 2120 code for a protein of 449 amino acids. Gene Ontology annotation, cellular component: plasma membrane. The record is from RefSeq and is a predicted model, not a curated record. Gene Ontology annotation, molecular function: G protein-coupled receptor activity. The transcript is spliced from 2 exons.
GCAAUGAUCAUUUAAGGCACCAGAUUGAGUGUGCACGCACGUUUUGGUUCAUUGCCCAAGCGAGAGUUCCAAUGGCUUCAGAUCAGAGGAGGAUUGCAUGGAUUUGGCUCUGAUAUCCUGCUAAUACCAUGGGAAAAACUGGCAUUGAUUGCUCUUAGAAUAACGCAAGUUAGUAAGGCACGCACGUUGCCUCACCAGUCCCGGCGAUGCGUCUGGACUCCUGAUUGCCUAGACUACAUGCUGCUCCACUAAAUAGAUACUUCAUACAACAUUGUUCGGAAGAACAACCGGAUUCUUGCUUAGCUCCGUGAUGAUGUACCUGCGCGCUACAUUCUGACUGAAUCUUCAUCACUUUUCUGUGAACUUCGGAUGCAGUGCACUGUCACGCGGGAUUCUCUUGCACGUUCGCCUCUCAUUAGUCAGCACCACCUCAUGUAGUCGCCGAUGCGUAUCAUCAAAUAAAGCAGAGUCAGUCAUUCAUCUACGCCACCGCGAUACAAGCGUAUUUAUUGUAAUGGUUCGACCUAUCAGCUAAUGGAGGAGUGGAAAUCAAUUACGAGUACGACCCGUUGAAUGAGUUGGUGCGCCAAAAGUGAACACUGACUGAAAAUAACGUGCAUAACGACAUCCAGAAUGGGUGUAAUUCCAUCACCUUAGCAUCGCUUCGAGAGAGUCCCUUGGUACCAAAGGAAAAAACACUAACACUGUUCAUUUUCACAGUUUAGAUUGAUAUUGUUGGGUAACGAGUUUCGAAAUUUGAUUUCCCCAAAAUGGCAAACACAGUUGGAGACCUUGCUACGGUAAUAAACAAGGAAUACGUAGGAGUGCUCCUACCGAUUAUCGUUUAUAUGUGCACUUUAGCUGUUGUUGGAACAAUCGCCAACACUGUCACCAUAUUAGUUUCUUGUUGUAAACGUAAACAAAUUGGGGGCUUGAUUCCUGUGUUCGUCAUACGAUGUUUUGGAAUAAUGGACGUCGUUGUUUGUGCGCUAGCAAUACCACUGCAGGUGUCAUUUUUGUUCCAUUAUUUCAUAUGGAACGAACCGAAGGCAUCCAUAUUUGACGCCAGACGACUUUUGUGUAAAGGGGUUGCUCGCAUCGUCUGCUGGGAAAUCGUGGCGACAUCACUGAUUUUGAUUGUAACUGCCCUGGACCGGUAUAAUAUCGUCUGCAAGAAAUUCCGCUACACCCUAACCCCAGCGGGUACAAGAUGUAUGAUAUGGUUCUCGCUAAUUCUCGCGUUUCUCUUGGAUAUUCCGCACGUUAUCUUGGGUGAUGACGUCACGAUUGUGACCGCGAGAGACAUCUUUCUAUCAAAACCGUAUCUGAUAUACGACGGGAUAAACAGUUCGUUCGUAGCCCAGGAUGUCAAUGACACGUUUUGGGUCUGUGAGCAUGUCCCGCUACAUUCACACCUGGAGGACGUCUCCUUUAUGUUCUUUGCAAUUCUAGCAAUCUUUUUCUUCAUUUGCCUCCUCGUGACGUCAGUUUUCUAUGGGUUGCUCUGCAGGUAUUUCAUGGUUCAGGACCCAAUGAAAAUGCUAACCGAUGAGGUCAUCCGGGUCGUCAUCACUCAGAACGAGACUAUCACACCAGGGGUUGCUGGGAAACCCGGAAUCAAAAAGUCUACAGAGGCUAGAAUCUGUGACGCGAUCAGCAGACAGGGUGGGUCUGCAGAUUUGGAACAGCUCUCCGUGCAGUUCAAAGAGGAACUCGAAGGUGGACCUGAAAUAGAGGAACUGGACGAAAAAGAUCAAGGAGGGGAGGCCAACACCAGUGGCUGCAAUAAAGAAACGGAAAAGUUACAUCCCCCUGAACAGCAGGAAGGAAUGCAAUUCGGCAAAUGCCCUAGAACGACGACCAAAAUUAUGUUCGCGAUUACCAUUCUGUAUGUGAUUACAUUGGCCCCGUUUAUUGGGCUUCGUCUCUACGGGAAGCUAAUGACCGAUGCAAUGGACCAACACAAGGACAGAAUAGCAAUGUACAACACUGCAUUGCUCUUUCUUAAUUAUCUUUUCUUUCUCAGCAAUACAAUCAAGCCGUUCCUCUAUUUCCUGAUCGAUUCGUCAUUCAGACAAGAUUGUUAUGAUUUGUUCAGUUGUACGUGCAUUCGAGGUUGACCCCAAGUUUUAAUUGUAUCUCACGUUCACAGACUGUUAACCGCAAAAUUAUGAUACUUCUCAAUAGUUUUGCGAUAUGCGAAUUUGUGAUUUUGGUUUUGCCGAAUUGGAGUUCUACUCGUGAUAUUUACUGAUACGCAUUAUUCAGGAUAGUUGAGCCAAUAAUGUAAAUGCCAUGCAGAUCACGUCAAUUCUACAGGUUCUUUUUGAGACAUAAGACCAAACAGCUUAAAUUGGUGAAUUAUUUGACAUUAGUUUGGUUGGAGUCAAUACCGAUACUUAUUUUGUUGCUGUGAAAGUUAAACGAGUUAUUGACUGUAAGAAUUGAGUGAACUGCGACGACGGGAUUGAAUCCUAAUGAAUGUCCUCUCUUCGAGUUGGGAAGAAAGGGAAACCAAUGACUUCAAGCGAUAGUUUGUUAAGCCCACAAAGUCAAUGUGUACUUCCGUCGUGUAAUAUGUAGGUUGUGAGCAAUGCAUCAAUGCAAAUUUAACCAGGAGUAUACAUAUUUCUGGUACAUGUAUGAGAAUUCCCUUUUUGGGCGUGAAGUAAUUAGUUUCAGUGGUGUUUUCCUGUUUCAAGUCGUCAAAACGGGAGGGGAAACGACUUGAAGACUAGAGGAAAGACCAGAGGCCCCAGUCUACAAAUCGUUUUCUUAAGGGUAUUCAGUUCAUCUUCUUCAGCGUUAGCCCUGUCGGAUAUUUUCAAGUAAGAAAACAUCAAGCACAGUAUAUUAUUCAUAAUUCGGCACAUGCCUCGCGUAUGGAUAUCCUAUACCAUCGGUGGUACACAAAAACCGCAAGAUGCGCACCGCCGGGGCGCGGGGCUGUCCCAAUGAACCCGUCGUCAAGUUUGGUGUGGACACUUGCGAGGAAAGCGUGACCGCAUCACAAAGCAUCCGCUCCAACCUUUCUCGCUAGUGGGCUUUGCCUACCAACAUGAAAAGGUCGUAGCCAACAGGUGGUAAACUCCGGACGCACGUACGUACGUCCUGUCGCAUAUGGAGAUCCAAUUAGGAUAACGCAAU